Penicillium canariense is the source of this 621-nucleotide messenger RNA. Its product is annotated as vacuolar protein sorting-associated protein 29. The coding region runs from base 1 to 621 and encodes 206 amino acids. The record is from RefSeq and is a predicted model, not a curated record. NCBI's taxonomy places the organism in Eukaryota, Fungi, Ascomycota, Eurotiomycetes, Eurotiales, Aspergillaceae. Gene Ontology annotation, cellular component: endosome; retromer complex. Gene Ontology annotation, biological process: intracellular protein transport; retrograde transport, endosome to Golgi. The transcript has 4 exons.
AUGACCGCCCGUCUGGUCUUGGUCAUUGGUGACCUGUUCAUCCCUGACCGAGCUCCUGACCUCCCGGCCAAGUUCCGCAAACUCCUGACCCCCGGCAAGAUCGGCCAGAUCCUCUGCCUGGGCAACCUGACCGACCGCGACACUUAUGAGUUCCUUCGCCAGGUCGCCCCGGACCUGCAGAUGGUCAAGGGUGACUAUGAUGUCGAUUCACCUAACCUCCCACUCUCUAAGGUCGUGAACCAUGGCAGCCUGCGCAUUGGUUUUACCCAUGGACACACCAUCAUCCCACCCGGCGAUGCAGACGCGCUGCUGAUUGCGGCCCGGCAGAUGGACGUUGAUAUUUUGCUUUGGGGUGGCACCCACCGGUUCGAGGCAUUUGAGAUGGAAGGCCGCUUCUUUAUCAAUCCAGGCAGCGCGACUGGUGCCAUGAGCUCGGGCUUCUGGCCGGAGGGCGAGGAGCCUACACCGAGCUUCUGCUUGAUGGACAUUCAAGGUGAUGUGCUUGUGCUAUACGUCUACCAGCUUAAGACAGACGCCAAUGGAGUCGAGAACGUAUCGGUUGAGAAGGUUUCCUUCCGCAAGAACCACGCUCCGGCACCAGCAACAGUGCCGGUCUCCUGA